Messenger RNA from Mucor velutinosus, 1158 nucleotides. RefSeq names its product Zinc transporter. The record is from RefSeq and is a predicted model, not a curated record. Bases 1 to 1158 code for a protein of 385 amino acids. The transcript has 10 exons. Gene Ontology annotation, cellular component: nucleoplasm; cytosol. Gene Ontology annotation, molecular function: proteasome binding; damaged DNA binding; ubiquitin binding. Lineage: Eukaryota; Fungi; Mucoromycota; Mucoromycetes; Mucorales; Mucoraceae. Gene Ontology annotation, biological process: proteasome-mediated ubiquitin-dependent protein catabolic process; nucleotide-excision repair.
AUGGGUGCUCUGCAAAUCACUAUUAAAACACUCCAACAAAAACAAUUCAAGCUUGAUGUUGAUACAUCCGAUUCCAUCCUUUCUGUUAAAGAGAAGAUUGAACAAUCUCAGGGACACCCUGUUGCUCAACAAAAGCUCAUCUUUUCUGGCAAGAUUCUCGUAGAUGAUAAAAAGGUGGAAGAAUACAAUAUCAGUGAGAAGGAUUUCUUGGUGGUGAUGGUCUCAAAGCCCAAGGCCACUACCUCUGCUGCUAGUACACCCAAGGUUGCCACUCCUACAGAGGCGAAACCUCAAGAAGCUACCCCUGCCCCUGCCCCUGCUGCCGCCGCUGCUGCUGCUGCUGCCCCAGUUGCUGUUCCAGAAGCUCCUGUCCCAGAAGCUCCUGCCCCCACUACUGAGUCUCCCUCAGCUCAACCUGAGAAUACUGACACCUCAUUAGUGACAGGAUCUCAACUUGAUAGCGUCAUUCAAAAUUUGAUGGAAAUGGGCUUUGAGCGUGAACAGUGUGUCCGUGCUCUUCGCGCUAGUUUCAACAACCCUGAUAGAGCUGUUGAAUAUUUGUUCAAUGGUAUUCCUCAACACAUCUUGGAUGAAAUGAACGCCAAUCAACAAGCUCAACAAGAACCUGCCGCUGCUGCUGCUACUGCCGGCGCUACUUCUCCCUCUGCCGCACAAGCUACUUCUCCUACAACAGACAAUGCUUCAGGUGCUCCACUCAACUUAUUCGCUGCUGCUCAACAACAAGCCCAGCAACAACAGCAACAACAGCAAUCUGCUGGUGGAAACACUGACUUUUCUGGUUUGAGAAACACACCUCAUUUUCAACAAAUUCGUCAAUUGGUGCAAUCAAAUCCUGCUUUGCUCCAACCUUUACUUCAACAAUUAGGUCAAUCAAAUCCCGAACUUCUUAGAUCCAUCAACGCUGAUCCUAAUGGAUUUUUACAGACCUUGUUGGAAGGUGCUGAGGAUGAGGAGGGCGCUCCACCUGGAUCAUCCAUGAUUCAAGUGACUCAAGAGGAGAAGGAUGCUAUUGAUAGAUUGAUGGCUCUUGGAUUCCCAAGACACCAAGUCAUCGAAGCUUACUUUGCUUGUGAUAAGAACGAAGAGUUAGCAGCAAAUUACUUGUUUGAACAGCCAUUUGGCGAUGAUGAGGAAUAA